CCUGCCCGGCGGCGGAGCCCGUGCGCCCCGUCGCGGUUCCCCCCGCCGCUCGGCGGGGCGGGAAGAUGCGGAGCAAGGGGAGGAAGGAGAGUCUGUCCGACUCCCGCGACCUGGACGGCUCCUACGACCAGCUCACGGGCAACCCGCCAGGCCAAACUAAAAAAGCGCUGAAGCAGCGAUUCCUCAAACUGCUGCCCUGCUGCCGGCCCAAAUCCAUCCCCUCGCUCAGCGAAAGCAAGAUGGUGCUGGCCUCAGCUGCCCUCUCUUCCCCUGGGUUCCUUGCAGACAGUGUUGAGGAUGAGUUUGAGCUAUCCACCGUCUGCCACCGCCCUGAGGGGCUGGAGCAGCUCCAGGAGCAGACCAAGUUCACCCGCAAAGAGCUGCAGGUCCUGUACCGAGGCUUCAAGAACGAGUGUCCGAGUGGCAUCGUCAAUGAAGAAAACUUCAAGCAGAUCUACUCACAGUUCUUCCCACAGGGAGACUCCAGCACGUACGCCACCUUCCUCUUCAACGCCUUCGACACCGACCACGACGGCUCCGUCAGCUUUGAGGACUUUGUGUCUGGGCUGUCCAUCAUCCUGCGGGGCACCAUUGAUGAUCGCCUGAACUGGGCUUUCAACCUCUAUGACCUGAACAAAGAUGGCUGCAUCACCAAAGAGGAAAUGCUGGACAUCAUGAAGUCCAUCUACGACAUGAUGGGCAAAUACACCUACCCAGCCAUGCGGGAGGAAGCACCCCGAGAGCAUGUGGAGAACUUCUUCCAGAAAAUGGACCGAAACAAGGAUGGCGUGGUGACAAUUGAGGAGUUCCUGGAGUCCUGCCAAAAGGAUGAGAACAUCAUGCGCUCCAUGCAGCUCUUUGACAACGUGAUUUAGCUCCCAGACCUGCCUCCAGCCGAGCUCUGCUGCCACCGGGCCCAGAACCUGCUUCUCUCUCGACUUCUCCUCGGAGCCUCCCCUCCGCCGGCUGCGCAGGCCCCGCCGUGGGAAGGAGCCUCCCUUCCCCGCGACACGGCCGCUGCCCCCAGGGCCGGCUCUGCUUGCCUCGGGGGAGCCCAAGCAGGUGCUCCCGGACAUCGGAGCGUGGGCACGGCUGGCGUGGGGCAAGUGUAUGGCCUGGAUGGACUGCCCUGAACCCAUUCCUGGCGGGGAAGCCUUGGGCUGUGAGAGAGGCUUCCCCCAUGCACAGCUCCCCAUGCAGCCACAGCUCCUCCACCCUGAUACUCCCCAGACCCGGGAACCCCUCAGCACUGGCUCCAGCCAAACCCUCCAGUGAUGCUGUCUAGAAACCAAUAAAGUCUUGCAAUGG
Colius striatus (speckled mousebird) is the source of this 1308-nucleotide messenger RNA. It is a transcript of the gene KCNIP2, whose product is annotated as potassium voltage-gated channel interacting protein 2. NCBI's taxonomy places the organism in Eukaryota, Metazoa, Chordata, Aves, Coliiformes, Coliidae. Bases 66 to 875 code for a protein of 269 amino acids. Gene Ontology annotation, molecular function: potassium channel regulator activity; calcium ion binding. Gene Ontology annotation, biological process: regulation of potassium ion transmembrane transport. The record is from RefSeq and is a predicted model, not a curated record. The transcript has 9 exons. Gene Ontology annotation, cellular component: voltage-gated potassium channel complex.